This is a messenger RNA of Uloborus diversus, 853 nucleotides long. RefSeq names its product glutathione S-transferase 1-like. Gene Ontology annotation, molecular function: glutathione transferase activity. The record is from RefSeq and is a predicted model, not a curated record. Gene Ontology annotation, biological process: glutathione metabolic process. The transcript has 6 exons. Bases 153 to 797 code for a protein of 214 amino acids. NCBI's taxonomy places the organism in Eukaryota, Metazoa, Arthropoda, Arachnida, Araneae, Uloboridae.
UAUUGGUAUCAGGAGUGAGAGUUAUCGAGUAGAAAGUCCUCUCAGGUAAUCAGUUCACGUGGUUCACCACUGCGAUCGUUUGAUAAAGAAACGAGAUAGAUUCCGUUCGUGAGGUGAGCAUUCGAUUGCUGCACAAUCGCCAGGCAAGAGUCAUGCCCCAGUACAGACUCGUGGACUACAGCUACCCGACGACCGGGGAGGUCGCCCGGCUCCUGCUUCAGUUCCGAGAUGUCGAGUACGAGGACCACAAGGUCGAGUCCCCGGACGAGAUCUACGAGGCGGAAGAAGAGGCUCCUUUCGGCACACUCCCUGUGCUGUACGUUGAUGGAAAGGCUGUGGCCCAGGGACAGGGGAUCUCCAGGUACCUGGCAAGAGAGCUCGGAUUGGUAGGCGAAACAAAUGAGGAAGCUGCCACUUGCGACAUGAUCAUGGACGGGUUGGGCGUCAUGUUCGCAAAAAUGAGGGGUUUGGAUCUGUCCCAGAAGGAUGUCGGCGAACAGGUUGCUCUCCUGAAACAGAUGAUGCGGGAGGAUGUGCCGCGCCACCUGCACAAGUACGAACGAUUCUUGGAAAAAUCGAAUCUCUCCAGCGGAUAUUUCGCCAGUGAAAAGCUGACGUGGUGUGACCUGGGUGUUACCCUCUGCCUGGCUGGUAUGCAGUUGAGACAGCCCUCCCUCCUGGAGAAGCACCCCCGGCUGAGGGCACUCGUCCAGAAGGUGACUAAAGAACCUGUUGUAGAACACUUCGUAGACACCGAGCUCGCGCAGUCGGCCAUCAUACGCAAGAACAGCAUGUGAACCAUGACCUUCCGAUUCUGUGUGUUGUUUGUUAAAUAAUAAAGCGUUCGAUUUCA